Schistosoma spindalis is the source of this 6678-nucleotide messenger RNA. The record is from the annotation of a GenBank genome assembly. Lineage: Eukaryota; Metazoa; Platyhelminthes; Trematoda; Strigeidida; Schistosomatidae.
GGUUCUUGAUGGAUCCAAAUAAAAUUUAAGCCUCUUCAUUUCUAAGAGCUCUUUUGUACAAUCCGACGCAGAUACCAACGAAUAUUCUGCUGUUUUUAGUUAUCGAAAUUUAAAGUUUGAUCUUUGACUUAUAACCACGGAAAUUUCCGUUGAAGCAGUGCUAGUAGAUAGUGUGUUGCUUAUGACUGUCCAGUUCACUAUUUUGUCUCCAGAUUUGGGAUCAGGGUGACUUAGUGCAAAUAUGGUUGAUGUAUUGAGUAAAUUGACAUUUGAGGAGAGGAACGAAGAACGUUUUGAGGAUUAUACAGCUGUGACUGACUGGGAAGUUUUUACACAAGAACUUGAAAAUUGUUUAACAAGUUGGAUGAUAAAACAGGAUACUGAAGUCUCUUCAGUUUGUGGACGUCUUCAAUUUUGUGGAAAUUUAAAAUUCGGUGAGAGAAUCUUCAAUUUAAAUUACUAUAAAUCUUGUAUUGAAUCUGAACAAACUAAGAAUUCGAUCCAUACAAUCACAUCUGAAAGUAUUUCGAGAAACGGUGUUCGUGUUAUUACUUCUAUGUCUGAUUUCAAUGGACGAUUUAUUAUUCCAUUAUUCUGGUUUGGUUUAUCUCAUGCAUUCAUUUUAAAACCUGAUGAUGGUGAAAUUAAAGGUGGAACACGACUUAGUUUAUUGCUUAGUUCAGUUGAAAUGGCUGUUUAUGCAACUCGAUGUCCUGUACCAGUUUUGGUGGAACAUUAUGGACCUUCAUAUUUUGGUUUGGCUGCAUCAUCUUGUCUUAAAUCAAGUGAUUAUACAAAUUAUCUUCACAAUAGUAUCAAUACUUUAUCAUCGUCAUCGUCAUCGUCAGCUUCUAAUCGGAUCGGUUCAUUAAAUAUUGAUUUUACUAGCUGCCGUAUUGAAAGUGAAAUAUUAGCGAAUUGUACACAUCUUAGUGGGUUAAAAGAAAUAUUCCUUACUAAAUUGGGUUAUCCUUGGAGUGUGAAUUAUCCUGUUCCAAAACUAGAUAUUUCAGCCAGAUUCAUAUAUCAUCUACCAUCAUGGUCGUCAUUACGAGUGGAGUAUCUGAAUACUAACUCCUUUAUGUUCUCAUUUGACUUAUUACAAAGAUCUUCAUUGAAUCUAUCGUUUAAUUUAGCUACUACAUGGCCGUUAGUACCUAGUCAUGCAAUCACUGAGAAACCAUCAUGGAAGUUGUUAAAGCCGGAAGGUGCACCAAUUUGUCAAUUACAAUUAUGUGCAAGUAAUCCAUUCGCCGAUAAAAUGAGUGUACGAAUUCAACGAUUGUUUAAAGGUUGUUCUAAAUAUGAACAACCUAUUCAAACGACUGAUAACUCAUCAGAUAAUCCUAGUUCUAUUUUGUCAAGUGAUUCAGUUGUUCAGUUUCUACUAUUUCUUUUUCCUGAUGCUGACGCUGAAGGUGUUUGUAAUAAAGUUCUUUAUAAUGAACUAACAUUAUCAUUUGGUGAUUUAUCAAUACAUGAAUUAAUUAUAUGGAAACGUCAACAGAUGAUGAAUUCUUCAGACAGACAAAAAUUCGCUUCGAUUUUCGGCUUACCAAAUCCUACUUCAUUAAUACAUCGUUUAGCUGUGAUCAUUGCUAAUCUACUUGUUUAUAAACAUUAUGAAUUCAAGGAUUGUUUAUUAUUGAUCAAUUCAAUGUUUAAUGAAUUAUACAUUGAAUUACAACUUCGUUAUGAUCGUUUAAUUUGUUUACCAUCACAAAGAUUAUACGAAGAAGUAUUCAACAAUAAAUUGAAUAUUAAUAAUAGUAAUGAGAUAAUAGUAGAAGAAGAAGUAUCCAUUGAUGAAAAUAAACCAUCAUUAAAUGCAUGGAAUCAUAAUUCAAUCGAAUCAAUGAAUGAAUUAAAAUUUAAAGAUUGGCCUAUUGAUUGUUACUAUAAUUUGGAUUGUGUUUUACAUCGAUUUAAUGGGUGCAUUUUGAAGGCUAGAGAAGGUCAUCAACAUCAAACAUUAAAAGUUCAAAGUGAUGAUGAUGAUGAUGAAGAUGAUGGUGAUGCAUAUUUUGAUGUUUAUGAUGAAACUUCUCCAUCAUCUCAUGAUGACGUUAAGUCAGUUCAUCCGAAAAUUAAUUGGUUAGAUGCUUGCUCUAGAAAUGAUGCAUUAUCGGAAGCAGAAAGUAUACUUGAUUGGCUAAAAUCAAGGUCUUUAGUGGAUCAUUUACAUUCACUUUUACCGCAUAUCAUACUAGAAUGUAUGCUCACAUUCCAUUCUUUAGUGCCUCAUCCUCGAUUAUCUAAAUGGUAUUCGUCUAUGCUCAAAAAGCUUGAUCAAGAAAUCUAUGAUCUAUUAAAAAUUAAUUCCUCUAAACCGGCAAAUGUGGACAUAGUAUCAAAAGUCACAAAAUCUUUUCCAUUGUCAACAUUUUGUGAUAUCUUAGAAAUUAUUGCUGAAUUUUCAAUUCAAUUCACAUGUUUCAAUGAAUUAAUUUAUAAUGUUAUUCUUUGUGAUUAUAGUUAUAUGUUAGAUUCGGAUAUAUUUUUAAAUUUUCUAUGUAAAUUAUCCAAUCAUGUCAAUCUUUUGGAAAAUAUAACUGGUCAAUUGAAUUCAUGGUCACCUAGUUUAGGCGGUUGGAUUAAUUUGCCUAGUACUAUGACUGCUACUACUACUACUGUUACUAAGGAGAAUGUAAAAGAAACUGAACGUGAUAUGAUUUUAAAAUUUUUAAAAACGUUAUUUGAUAAAAGUAUCCCUAAUGAAUUCAAUUCAACAAAUGAAGGAAUAUUUCAAUUUACCAGUAUUCCACAAACAUGGUUACCACCAAAUCGUCCAGUUGAUUUAAGACGUCCAAAUUAUGAAUUAUAUAUAUUCUAUACAGAAUUAUCUUAUCCAAAUCCAUUAACUAGUCGUUUAGGUUCACAUCGUUUAUAUAUUGAAUUACAUUAUGAUAAAUUAAUAUCAAAUUAUAAAAUGUUAUUAAUGGCUGGUAGUUUUAGUCAUGAUACACAAUUUUUUUAAAUUAAUCACUAAGUGUGAGUUUAUUAAUCAUUCUUGUUAUUGUUAUAUAUUAUAAUGUUUAUAAUCUAUAUCUAUCUAUCUAUCUAUCUAUCUAUCUUUAUGUUAUCUUGUUUCAUUGUUUACUUCAGUACUUUAAUUCAUUAUUAAGACUUUGUAUUCUUAUUUGUAACAUAUUUUUAUGCACAUAUCGUUUUGCACUACUGAUAUGAUAUAUUAAAAUGUUUUAGUAUAUCUACUUGCUCCGGUUACUCCCAAUGGAGCAUAGGCCGCCGAUCAGCAUUGUCCAACCCACUGUGUUUUUGGACUUCCUUUCUAGUUCCAUCCAAUUCUUGUUCAUUUUUCUCAUGUCUAUCUCCAUUUCCCGGCGUAAUGUGUUCUUCUUUGGUCUUCCCCUCUAUCUUCGACCUUGAGGAUUCCAUGUGAGGGCUUGUCUUGUGACUCAGUCGGGUGCUAUCCUCAAUGUGUGUCCUAUCCACUUCCACUGGGAUCUGAUGUGUUCUAUCCACAGUAGGUUGUUGCUAAUAGUGUCCGGCCAACAUAGACAACUGUUAAUGAACACUUGUAUCUUCUGGAUGACGAAUACAUAUGCGCCACACAAAACUCAUUUGAUAUGUGUGAGGGCUGUGAUACUGCAUGAGUGCCCAAACCGAAGCAAGUGGUUUUCUUAGGGGGCCACGCCCCGAGCCUUUGACCUGAAGAUCUGACCCACAAGGCAGUAGAGCAUCGUAAGGAGAUGCAGUGCCAUGGUAGCCGGUGACCAACGAUUGGUUCAUACGUCAUUUGUUCCUUCAGGAUACUAAAGCUCAUGUGUACCAUUGGUUCGGGACCCGGUUAAAGCGCUGAACAUUUUCGUAAACAACAGUAAUGCCGUGAGAAGGCAGUGAGUAGGACUUCCCUGGCAGAGGUUAUAUACACGUGGCCAUGUGAGAGCAUUUGGAGAGGGAGAGCGGACUCUCUCCACUCUCGGCCGUGUCAGGGCAUUUGGAAACCCGUAUUUCCCUUCAGAUGUUGACAUCUUCAUGAUCCAGUCGAGCACCAGGAAAAAAAGAAGUGGUGCGAGUAAGCAACUCUGCCUGACACCGGUCUCUACUUCGAACGACUUUUUCAACUGUCCUCCAUGUACGAUUGUGCAGUUCAAUCCAUUGUAGGAAUUCUGUAUGAUAUUGACUAUCUUCUGAGGCACGCCAUAGUGUCGAAGAAGCUUCCGUAGGGUUGUUCUGUCCACGCUGUCAAAUGCUUUUUCGUAGUCAAUGAAGUUGAUGUAGAGUGAUGAAUUCCAUUCAAUUGAUUGUUUCACAAUGAUCCUUAGAGUUGCGAUUUGGUCUGUACACGAUCUAUCCUUACGGAAGCCUUCCUGUUGGUCGCGAAGUUAGGCGUCUACAGAGUCCUUCAUCCUGUUUAACAAUACCCUGUUGAAGACUUUUCCUGGUAUUGAGAGAAGAGUGAUUCCCCUGUGGUUAUCACUGUUGCUGAGAUCGCCUUUCUUUGGUAUUUUGACCAGGAGUUCUUUCCAGUCUGUUGGUACUUGUUCUUCAUCCCAAAUCUUUCUGAAGAGAAUGUGGAGUAUCCGCUACGUCUGCUUUCAGUGCCUCUGCUGGAAUGUUUUCUGGUCCUACUGCUUCGCCACUCCUGAUUCGUCUGAUGGAUAUGCUGAUUUCCUCAAUUUUUGGUGGGCCAACACCGAUUGGGAGGUCCGUGGGUGUUGCUUUGAUGUUGGGUGGGUUCAGUGGAGCUGGUCGAUUCAAGAGUUCUUUGAAGUGUUCUACCCAUCUGUUUCAUUGAUCUUCAAUGUCGGUGAUUACCUUGCUAUCCUUUCUUUUUACCGAUCGUUCUGGUUUACGGUGAUUUCCAGAGAGUUUCUUUGUUGUGUCAUACAGUUGUCUCACGUUUCCUUCUCUUGCAGCCUUUUCCGUCGUCAUUGCUCAAUCUUCCACACAUCCUAUAUCAGCUCCUCUCUUAGUUCUCACGUCCUCCUGAAGUCCAUGUGGUUUCGUGAAUGCGUUUAUGUGGAAAUAUAGUGCCGCCCAUGACCAGUAUAUUGAAGGCAUAUAGGUUUGCGAAUUUCUCAACAUUUUCGUUCCUUUCUCAGUCCAUGUGGUCCCAUGAUCUCUUCAUAUCUGGUGUUGUCCAUUCCAACCUUGGCAUUUAAGUCUCCCAUCAGAAUAGUCAGGUCCUUUAUUGGGCACUUCUCGACGAUUGACUUCAGCCCAUCGUAGAAUUGAUCUUUAGCGUCUUCAUUGUAGUCGUUGGUAGGCGCAUAGCAUUGGAUGACGUUCGUUGAAAUGCCCUCUUUAUUUGUUUUGAAGGAGGCUUUGAUGAUCCUUGGUCCAUGAGAUUCCCAUCCUAUAAGUACAUUUUGUGCUUGUUUGGACAGCAUUAAUGCUACUCCUUGUGUAUGUGGGGCAUUUUUCUGUUCAUGUCCGGAGUAUAACAACAGCUCCCCUGAAGAUAGUCGCUUUUGUCCAACUUGCGUCCCAAGCACCUUUGUGUUGUAUCUCCUCAUUUUUGCAGUCAUUCGGAAGACUCUCCCACAUUAUACGAGCAUUCCAUGUACCUAAAUAAAUGGUUGCUCUGGUUGUCAGGAGGGGCAUCGGCCUCGUGACUGCCGAAGGAACUCGGAUUUCAUCAUGAGGCGUCAUAACUCUUCUAAAUGAAGACCUUCUGACUCGCUGGGCAGAGUUUAAGUGGUUUGAAUAAUGCCCAACCCUCCUCCUUUAUACGGGCUUGGGACCGGAGGGACUCCAGGCGGAGUUAUAUAUACAAGAUACUUAGCUAAUAAUAGAGAUUGAACAUUAGGAGUUAUAGAAUCGUAAAUGAGAACUUUCGUCUAAAUUUGAUUGAUUAGUUUCACAGUAUAUGGACGCCGAAUUAAUUAUAUCUUGUAGCCUAUGUGCCCUGUUAAUGUAUAACGUAAUGAUACGGUCAAUUAGAGCGUAGUGAAUUUUCGACCGUAACAAUGACGUAUAAAACAAGUACGAACAGUCUAUAGUCCUUAUCCGUGCUUCUUCCUGCCUAGCCCUGUCUGUUGAGUCCAGAACACCAAUCUCAGCCUUUGCAAUAUGAAUCAUUUAUUUCAAACAUAUAGGGUUUAUAUGCCAACCAGAUAGACCUAAUGAAUUUGAACUAAAUCCAACAUUUCGUCUGACAAUCUCGUUCAAGGUUUUUCUUUGAAAAGUUGAAAAAAGAAUGAAUGAACAGUUGAUAUUUAUAAAAAACGUAUAUUAUGCUACAUUUCUAAAGAGAAGUAAAACAUGAAUAUAUCUGUUUUAUUGAAACGGAUUCUGUCAUUGAAUACCUUCGAUCGCUAUUUUUGCACAUCUGAAUCAAAUAGUCUUCGUGUACCCACAUGGUUCAGGUUAUAGCAGCUCACGUGCAACUAAGUUUGGUCAUAUUUAGUUCAGUUCAACCCUUUUGUUAACUUAUUUAGCGGACAGAGUUAUCCGUACUAUAACAACUUAUUGUACCUUUAUUAUUGUUGUGCUUGUAUGAAAUAUGUAUGCUUGAAUAUCGCUUACCGCCUAUGCAUAUAUUCAUUCUGCUAGCUUUAUUAUUAACUGCUUAAUUGAUUCGAUGAUCCAUUCAUUUCCCGAUGUAUAUCCAUGUACAUUUAACACUCUACACUCUCGGUUCGCUGACUCACUCAUUCGCCUCUCUGUUUUGUGGUUUGAGUUAUCUGCUAAUAAAACUGUAGUCGCUGCUUC